AUGUCCUCAGUACACUACGAGGAGUGUGUCCACAAAAUCCUGAAGCUCAACAUCGCAGAGGGCCAGGAGAAGGAGGUGUGCACCAUGCUUAUUGACUGCUGUGCCAUGGAGAAGAUGUUCAAUAGGUUCUUCGUACUACAGGCAGAGCGCCUUUGUCGCUUGAAUCCUGUGUACCAGGACAACUUCACAGAAAGUUUCGGCGUUCAAUUCAACACCGUGCACAGGUUAGAAACCAACAAGUUGAGGAACAUCGGGAAGUUCUUCGCUCAUCUUCUCUAUACGGAUGCUAUCCCAUGGAGUAUUUGGGCACAGGUGAAGAUCACUGAGGAGACCACGACCUCCAGCUCGCGUAUCUUCAUUAAGGUGAUCUUUCAGGAGCUCUCUGAACAGUGGGGCAUCAAAAAGCUCGUCGAUCGGCUCCGUGAAGAAGAGUUGAAGCCUUUCUUCGUGGGGCUUUUCCCCAAGGACCAUCCAAAGAACGUGCGCUUCGCCAUCAACUAUUUCACGGCAAUUGGUUUGGGCGUUCUCACGGAGGAGCGGCGGAAGCGUGAAACAGUUGACAUGUGUUUUUUUUCAAAAAAGAACCUCCAAAUAGCUACUAGUAGCUUCUUGUUACUAGUAGUAAUGCCCUUGUUACUGGUAGCGAUGCCCUUGGUGGCGGAAAAAGAGGACAUAAAAGGCGGAAGAAGCGCCAGUUCUCCAUUUCCUAAGACGAACUUCUUAGGUUGGAGGCCAUCGCGAGCAGGUUGGAGGGAAGUCGCAUCCAAAGAAACGUGA
Messenger RNA from Durusdinium trenchii, 777 nucleotides. The record is from the annotation of a GenBank genome assembly. NCBI's taxonomy places the organism in Eukaryota, Dinophyceae, Suessiales, Symbiodiniaceae.